GAGUUGUGCAGUUACCAAAAUUCAUUUUUGCAUCUAUCUAACUAUAAAUACAAAUCAAUGAUGCAAUUAGCAGCAAUUCAAACCAAAUUCAUUAUAUUGAUAUCUCCGCCUCUUUCAGAAUGAGCAACAAAACCACCGAAAUAACAACAAUGGUUGUUGAAGCAGACACAAAACCAAACCCCAUUUUCCCUUUCUUCCCAAACUUCAACUUCAAUUUCCAACUUCCUUUUUUUCCACCAAAACACAAUCAUCAUGCUAAAAACAAACCAUCAUCCAUCAUUCCAAAACUCCAGGAGGAGGAACAUGCUCCAAUUAUUUCCAACACUAAUGUUGUAACCUUUCCCAAAACACAACUUGUUGUUCCUUCACCUCUUCAGGCUGAGCCUGAUUCUCACAACUCUACUACCAAGACUUCCAAUCCUCUUAUUCUCUACCAGGUGUAUGCAAUAGGAGGAUUCUUUAUUUCAAGAUGGAUUUGGGCAAGGUGGAAUGAGAGGAAGGCUCGUGGGAAGUCUCCCAAUGACGAUGGUCGUGGAUCGCAAGAUAAUGAAUAGAAAUUAUUAUUAUUAAUUUUUUUUAACUAAGAAAUUACUAUUAUUUGUAUACAAUACAAUGCUACUUCAAUAUUUUCACAUGCUAUUAUGUUCGAAAGGAAAUUUGUUUCAUUUUCUAAAGAGUCAAA
Messenger RNA from Cicer arietinum (chickpea), 682 nucleotides. RefSeq lists its product as uncharacterized. The record is from RefSeq and is a predicted model, not a curated record. Gene Ontology annotation, cellular component: chloroplast. NCBI's taxonomy places the organism in Eukaryota, Viridiplantae, Streptophyta, Magnoliopsida, Fabales, Fabaceae.